AAGGAACUCGGAAGAUUGCACCCAAUCAAGUUUCGCCUCGUCUCCCAAGUCUCUGGAUCGAAGAGUGCGAGUGAGAAUCUUCGAAGACAAAUGGCUCCCCGUCUGGUCUUCGUCUUCUCCGUUCUUCUGGUACUUUGCUCCGCCGUUGCCGGAUCCGCCUUCGAUGAUUCCAAUCCCAUCCGGAUGGUCUCCGAUCGUCUCCAGGAGUUGGAGUCGGAGGUCGUCCGAGUCGUCGGCCAAACUCGCCACGCUUUCCGAUUCGCCCGAUUCGCUCACAGGUAUGGGAAGAGUUAUGAGACGGCGGAGGAGAUGAAGCUCCGAUACCGAAUUUUCUUGGAGAGCUUGGAAAUGAUCAAAUCGACCAAUAGAAAAGGCCUCUCUUACAGACUUGGUGUUAAUCAAUUUUCUGAUUGGACGUGGGAAGAGUUUCAGAAACACAGGCUAGGAGCUGCUCAAAACUGCUCUGCUACCACAAAGGGCAACCACAAAGUUACCAAUGCCAUUCUCCCUGAAUCGAAAGACUGGAGAAAAGAUGGCAUAGUCAGCCCUGUUAAAGAUCAAGGACACUGUGGUUCUUGCUGGACAUUCAGUACCACUGGAGCUCUUGAAGCGGCCUACAAACAAGCACAUGGAAAGGGAAUCUCCCUGUCCGAGCAGCAGCUGGUGGACUGUGCUGGUGCUUUUAACAACUUUGGCUGCAAUGGUGGACUACCUUCCCAAGCUUUUGAAUACAUCAAGUACAAUGGUGGCCUUGACACUGAAGCAGCAUAUCCUUACAUUGGAAAGGACGGAAAAUGUAAAUUCGUAGCUGAAAAUGUUGGAGUCCAAGUAAUCGAUUCUGUGAACAUCACUCUUGGUGCUGAAGAUGAAUUGAAGCAUGCCGUUGCUUUUGUUCGACCAGUAAGCGUUGCUUUUGAGGUGGUUAACGGUUUUCGCUUGUAUUCAAAAGGAGUUUACACCAGUGACUCAUGCGGCAGUACUCCUAUGGAUGUAAACCACGCGGUGCUUGCGGUUGGUUAUGGGGUCGAAGAUGGUACCCCAUACUGGCUGAUAAAGAACUCAUGGGGAGAAACAUGGGGCGACAAUGGCUACUUUAAGAUGGAGAUGGGCAAGAAUAUGUGUGGUGUUGCAACUUGUGCUUCAUAUCCCAUUGUUGCUUAGAGUACGAGGACAAUGCCAAAAGCUUUGCAGAAGGAAAAGAUACUUUGAUGUUUAAAGGUACGGUUAGUAGAACUGAAAUUAAAGUUUCUAUUUCUAGUUCAGGUAGUUAUUGAUUUGAUGCAGACUAUAAUGUACUUGUGGUAAGAUGAUGAAGCUCCUGUAAAUUUGAAUAUUUAGAGAUCCUUGGAUUUGUAUUUAUAAUGUACUUGCGAGUAAGUAAUGUAUAUUUCCUGGCAAUCCAAUCGUAUAAAAUAAAUAUGUAUUUAUUAUUCUAA
Molecule: messenger RNA, 1436 nt
Organism: Momordica charantia (bitter melon)
Lineage: Eukaryota; Viridiplantae; Streptophyta; Magnoliopsida; Cucurbitales; Cucurbitaceae
Product: thiol protease aleurain
Biological process (GO): proteolysis
Molecular function (GO): cysteine-type peptidase activity
Source: RefSeq, a predicted model, not a curated record